AUGGUUUUCCUCCUCAGCUGGAGAUGUUACGCUGAGGAGGAUGCAGACGGUUCAAUAUGUACAGAACACCAGAAGGCCUUUGAUGGAGCUUGCUACGAGCUGGUGGGUCUGCAGAUGUCCUUUCUGAAAGCGCAGGCGUGGUGUGAGCGAGGUGGAGGGCACCUGGUUUUCAUCUUGAAUGAUGAAACGCAGCAGUUUCUUCAGACGCACCUGGAGCCAGAGAAGAACUGGUGGCUUGGACUGGCACCUGCUGCUCCAAACCUCACGCUGGACACAGCUCCCACAGAGGGUUCCCUUGCAUGGUUGGAUGGUUCAGACGUCAGAUAUAAUAACUGGGUGAACCUGCCAGAUGAGAAGACAACUUGUGGACAUAUCCUGAAACAGACAGGCUUCCAGUGGAAGGCCACAGACGACUGCAACCAAGAACUCAACUUUGUGUGCCAGUUUGAUUUUGGAAGAGGAAUUGCAUGUGAAGGCCAAAAUGCCACACUGCAGUGUGGUUCUGGUCAGGUUAUAGAGGUUGAAGACGCCUUCUAUGGGCGAAAAACUGUUCACUACUGCCGAUCGCACCUUGCAGCCUUACCCGCAUCUUCCCAGGAGGAAUGUAGCUGGAUCAAUGUGAUGGAUUCUGUAACAGCUCACUGCCUUGGACUGCAGGCCUGCCAGGCUCCACUGGAUCCAAGAUCCGUCAGUGACCCGUGUCUUCCCCUGGGAAGUUAUUUGUUUGUGGAGUACCACUGUAAAGACGGACUUCACUUAUUGAUGACUAAGCUGGCGCCUGUUUUUGAUAAUGUCACCAUCACUGUGAAGUGGCUCCUUCAUCCGUUUAACGGGAACCUGACCUGUGCUGUGAACACUGGAGACGGUCACAUUAUUGAUCCAUACAGUCCAGCAGAAAUGGAGUCGAGCAUUAUCCACAAAUUCCAGCAGCCUGGUGUUUUUACGGUUGGGGUGGAAUGCACGACCAGUGACUGGCACGUCACAGCUCAGAGAACAAUAACAAUUCUGGAGCCUGUUGGAGAGUUCAGCGCAAUCAAGUGCUAUAGCAAGGAUGUGGCAACAGAUGGCACUAAAUGCAAUGCACUUUGUGGUUCGCCUGUUCAGAUUCAGCUGCAGCUGGAGGCAGGUAUAAAUGUUUCGUACACGAUUACUCUCAAAGACAGUGUGAUUGCAAACACCUCAGUGGACAAAGGGGUCACACCUCACAACAUCACACUGAGUGAAAGUGUGGUGAAGAAGCUUGGACUGGGCUGCCAUAACCUGAGCAUAGCUGCAUCCAACAGGGUCACGACAUACAGUGCAUCCUCUUAUCUGGUUCUGUGUCUGCUGGAGCCUGCUAAUGGCCUUCAGGCUUCUGUGAUAUCAGAGGUGGACGCGUGUCCAGACUCCACCGAUCUCAUCAUCGGAGUUACGCUGGAGCAAGGAGCCCCAGUGGAGCUGCUCUUUAAUCUUACCGGAGUCAGGGACACGCUGACAGAAACCAGAGACAUGCUUAAUAACAGCUUCCAAACUUUUACAUUCUCCAAUCCACUUGAAGGACUUAUGGCAGUAAAAGUCAAAGCAGUGAAUGUUUUUUCCAUCGCUCAUGUGGAUGUGAACUUAAAGAAGACGCUUCAGGCUUGUCAGAAUUACUCAGUGAGCCAAGAUGGAUACACUAAAGAUAUGAUGACUGCUGGCAGCUCCGAUUUGAAAAUAGAUGUUUCCCCUGACUCUUUGGUUGACCGGACUCGGAGGGUCACACUGACGGGACUUGGAGUGGAUUCAUUAAACAGUAAACAAGAACUGGACUUUGAAUGGAAAUGUAAAGGUAACUGUUCAUGCAGAAACAUAACAAAGGACGAAACUCACAUUGUUGAAAAAGAUUGCCUUCCAAAUCCAUUUGAAAUGCUUGAAUACACUUUAACUGUGAGGAAAAGAACUUGGUUUAGAAAAUGGGUCGACCACGCUUCAGCUUCCAAGUGCAUCAGCGUUACGCCGAAUGAAUUUAUAAAUGUCACUAUCAGUUGCGAUAAUUGUGCUUCAUUAAAUGUGAGCGACCGUGCAAAGCUAAGUCUCAGGUGUGCGACGACUUGCCCAGAUGUAGUUUGGUUUAUUGAAGACCCCAAACCUUUGACAGGUGAACUUAGUGAAUGUUACACCAAAGCAGAAAGAAGGCCACCCAUCGAGAAGCAGCUUGGCAGCACUGAAUAUAUAGUUAACAGCCAACAUUUAAAGGUUUCAAGGAGCAUGCAGCACAACGUCAACGUGAUUGCUUAUGGUAAGACAGUGCCUGGCUUCAUCAAGUACAGCAUUCCGAUACCUGGUCCUGAAGUGACAGCUGACGCUCCGGCCGUUCCAUCGUGUAGCAUCUCUCCAUCCUCAGGAACCGUGCUUGAUGCUUUUGAAAUCACCUGCCAGGCAACAUCUUUCUGCUUGACCGGCUGUCUUUACUGUUUGAAAACCAACACAGGCAAACAUCUUCAGUGCGGUGACACAAACGAGAUAAAAUCAGUUUUCCUACCUGUGGGAGAUGAGACCAAUAAUCACAGUUUGUCUGUGGUGGUGACCGUGAAAAACAAUAAUGCAACAGCCACGACCACUGUUGACACGCAGGUUCGAAAAAGUAAUUCCAGCACCUCCAUAAAAACUCUGCAGUCUGCAGUGGAGGAGACUGUAAGUCAUUUAGAGCAGCAAGGCCUGCUCUCUGGUGAGAGACUUGGACAAAUAUUCUCUUCAGUUUCUGAUAUGAUAAACUUGGAGUCUGACCGAGAUCAGAAGAAAGACAGAUCAAAGCUGAGAGAGCAGAUGUUGACUAAAAUGAUGCUGGUUUUAACGGACUCACCCAGCAACACAACACAGGAAGUGCAAGUGACGGCCGAGGCUGUGGCUGGACUCACACAGAUCUCAGAUGAGCUCAGUCCUGCUGCUCAAGAAGAAGCAGGCUCUUUGUUAGUAAACCUCAGCUCCUCCCUCAAGACGAUAAGCGUCCAUCAGCUCAGCAGGGAAGAAGAAGAUGUCGUGCACGCAGCCACACCAAUAGUUGAAGCAGCCAGUAAUAUUUUGAACGUUUCAUCAAAUAAAAAAGUUUCGGAUUUUCUCCUGACUGGGAUCGACAACAUUCAGAGCGCUUUGCUGAAUAAUAAAAAGGUGGAUGGACAACCUGCCAUCAUUGACUCUGAUCAGAUCAGUGUGUAUGUUAACAGAAUUACUUCAGAAGAGAUGCAAAUGCAGCAGAUAAAUGUCCAGAAGAAAAGCUCGUCCAGAUUUUCAUUUCCUUCCCUUCCUGUUGGUGUUGUCUCUGCAGAGGAGCCUGUGGAUGUCAGAAUGGUGAGUUUAGAGAAGAACCCAUAUUCUUGGAAGGAGGAGAACAUCACAGGAACCGUGGGUUCUCUUUCCCUCACUAGACUGAAUGGCACCGUCAUACCUGUUGAAAACUUGCCGGAAGAAAUUGAAAUUCUUCUGCCAAGACUCGAUGUUGAGCAAGAAAGCAGCACAGUCCUUGACCUCGCCAAUUUCAGCACACUGAUGAUUGACGUGCCAUCAGCCGAUGUGACGCUGGUGCUGAAAAUGGAGCCAUCUGAAGACAUUUCUUUUUUGGUAUUCCUGGGAUAUAAAGACUAUCCCAGUACGGAGAGCUACGUGGCCAAGACUCGAAUCCCUCUUGAGAAGACAAAUGAAGAGGAGAAAUUUACCUGGGUGCUGAGUCCCAAAGACCGAACAGGAGACGUUGGAGUGCACUACCUUGUGAUAAAACCAAUUGUAGAGCCCGGCAUCAAAUCCAUCAAUGCCACUGUUGCUGUCACUUCCAUUGCGGCUCAGUGUAAAUACUGGAACGAAACCAUCUCGUCUUGGUGUGAAGAUGGCUGCAGGGUUGGACCACUCACCACACCUUUGGUUACUCAGUGCCUCUGUAACCACCUAACUUUCUUCGGCAGCUCCUUCUUUGUCAUGCCGAACUUGGUGGAUGUUUCUCGCACUGCUGAACUUUUUGCUACAUUCGCUAACAAUCCAGUGGUGGUGUGCUUUGUGGGGGCAAUUUUUGCUGCUUAUCUGCUGGUGGUUGUGUGGGCACGCAGGAAAGACAUCCAAGAUUUAGUCAAGGUCAAGAUAACAGUUCUUGCAGACAAUCACCCAUUGGCAGAGUAUCGGUACAUGCUCACCAUUAGCACAGGCCACCGGCAUGGCGCAGCCACUUCCUCUCAGGUAACCAUAACUCUGACAGGAACAGAAGGAGAAAGUGAACCGCACCACCUGGCAGACUCUGAAAAGCCUGUGUUUGAGAGGGGUGGAGUAGACAUGCUUCUGCUGACCACUCACUUUUCUCUUGGAGAUCUGCAGAGCAUAAGACUGUGGCACGACAACUCUGGAAAACACCCUGCAUGGUACGUCAAUAAAGUGAUGGUGCAGGAUCUGGAAACCGGUCAGAAAUGGCACUUCCUCUGUAACUCCUGGCUCGCUGUAGAUAUGGCAGAGUGCACUCUUGACAAGGUCUUUCUGGUAGCCACAGAGACUGAUUUGAAAGGAUUUAGUAACUUGUUCUUCAUGAAGACAGCCAAGGAUUUUCAAGACGGUCACAUCUGGUUUUCUGUAAUUAGUCGACCUCCGUGCAGCACUUUCACACGUGUGCAGCGAGUGUCCUGCUGUUUUUCCCUUCUGCUGUGCACCAUGCUGACAAGCAUUAUGUUUUGGGGCAUUCCCAUAGAUCCCUCUGAACAAACUAUGGACCUAGGUCACAUCGAGUUCACCUGGCAACAGGUUAUGGUUGGAAUUCAAAGUUCGAUCAUCAUGUUUCCCAUCAAUCUCCUUAUUGUGAGCAUCUUCAGAAACACUCGCCCUCGAGAGAAAGCUGCCAGAACAGAUGGCUCGAAACAGGGGAACACCGUUAGAGUUUCCCCUUCACAAACUUUGUCCCCUCAGAAGGAGAUGAAGGAGAUCACUCCAGACACUGUGAUCAAGGACAUUAGGAGAAUCGCUCAGUCACUCUCAAAAGCUACAAAGAGUGUGCUGCCACAUCUGGAGCUCCAUUCUGAUCAGCAGACAGACAUCAACUCUCUACUGUCUGUGGUGGAAGACAUCAUUAGACAGCAGAAUCGAGCGGCUGGAGAUUUCUACACCAGCAACUCCAAGAGAGAUUGUGCUACGAUUCUCAGUUUAGAAAACAGUGUGUGGGGAAGCCUGGAGAAUACAUCAGAUGCAUUUCAGAAGAAAACCAACAACAGCCGAUGCCUGUACAAGCAAUUACGUCAUGUUGAGAAGGAGCUUGGUCUGCUGGGACCUUCUCGUUUUCCUAAUGCUGACAGCUACAACAGAGCUCUCCAACAAGUUCAGGGAAUGAAAAGUCAUUUGGCGUUCCACCUGUCCUCAUCAAGCCUGGAUGGAGAUCAGUUCAGUCGCAGUCCCAGUCCAGAACAGAGCGUCAAUGAUGUCGCUCAUAAGAAAUGUUGCCAAGGAGGACUGCCAUGGUGGUUUGUGUUUGUUGGGUGGACACUGGUGAUUGCAACCAGCGGUGUGUCAGGAUACUUCACCAUGAUGUAUGGGCUUACUUAUGGGAAGGACCGCUCUAUAAACUGGCUUGUCUCCAUGAUGGUGUCCUUCUUUGAGAGUCUUUUUAUUACCCAACCUCUGAAGGUUCUUGGAUUUGCUGCUUUCUUUGCUCUGGUUCUGAAGAAAGUUGAUCAGGAGGAGUUUGGAGAGCCUCAGAUAGACGAGAACUUCAGAAAUACAUGGGAUCCUGAUGUGGUGCAAGCAGCAAGAAGAGACAGCACGUGUAGCUUCUAUCAGCCACCACCUCCUACUGACAUUGAGAGAAUGAGGAGAAACGUGAUUAAAGAGCAACAAGUCUUCGCCCUCAUCAGGGAGAUUCUUGCCUACAUGGGAUUUAUGUGGGUGUUGCUUCUGGUGGCGUACGGUCAACGGGACCCCAACGCUUAUUUUCUGACUCGUCACAUUCGACAAAGCUUCAGCAAAGGCAUCGCAGACACCACAAGUAUUCAGGAUGUGUUCAGCUGGGCAAACACAACUUUACUGAGCAACCUUUUUGGAGAUUACCCAGGAUUUAUCACAGAUGGAAACUCAAAGCUGGUGGGUAACGCUCGCCUUCGCCAGGUGAGGGUGCAGAAAAACUCCUGCCUCAUUCCUCGCUCCAUGCAGCACUCGGUGCCCGACUGUCAUGCUCCAUACUCGUGGGACUUGGAGGACAUGGGCUCCUAUGGGCCAGGCUGGAGCCGAUCUGUGGGCAAUAACACAUCCCUGGAUCCCCACAGUCCAUGGGUGUACAAGUCUCAAAGUAAACUGAGGGCUUACCCCAUCUGGGGCAGGGUGAUGCUCUACAGAGGAGGCGGAUUUGUGAUGGAUCUAGGCACGGAUUUGCAAAAUUCAACUAGAAUCCUUCAGUACCUUUAUGACAACACGUGGUUUGACGUGUACACACGAGCAAUCUUUGUCGAGUUCACCGUGUACAAUGCAAACGUAAACCUCUUCUGCAUUGUCACACUCAUGCUGGAGACAACGGCCAUAGGAGCUUUCCAGCUGUACGGUGAACUUCAGAGCGUGCGUCUUUACCAGUCGACUGGUGGUCUCCACAUCUUCGUUAUGGCCUCGGAAAUCGUUUACUUUCUCUUUAUCGUCUAUUACAUGUUUAUUCAGGGAAAACUUAUGAGGAGGCAAAAAUGGGCUUAUUUCAAAAGUACAUGGAACCUGAUUGAGUUGGUGAUCAUACUUCUCAGCUGGAGCGCACUCUCCGUCUUCAUCAAGAGGACUUUAUUGGGGAAGAGGGACAUGGUUUUUUAUCAGAAUAACAAAGACCAAUUUGCGAGUUUUCAUGAGACAGCCAAGGCCGAUGCGGUGCUCGGGUAUCUUAUUGCCUUUCUGGUUCUGCUGGCUACAGUCAAACUGUGGCACCUGCUGAGACUUAACCCAAAGCUGCAUAUGAUUACAGCCACACUGCAGCGCGCUUGGACUGAUAUUUCAGGCUUCCUGGUGGUCAUGACCAUCAUGUUCCUGGCCUACUCUAUUGCUUCUAACCUGAUGUAUGGGUGGAAGCUGUACUCCUAUCGAACUUUGCUUGAAGCAGCACAAACUAUAGUCAGCUUGCAACUUGGUAUUUUUAACUAUGAAGAGGUUCUAAACUACAAUCCGGUGCUUGGGGCUUUCUUCAUCGGCUCCUGCAUUGUGUUCAUGACCUUUGUAGUGUUGAACCUAUUUAUCUCUGUGAUUCUUGUGGCAUUUAGUCAGGAGCAGAUACAUCACAAGCCAUCAGAAGAGGAAGAAAUUGUUGACCUGAUGUUGGUGAAGCUUGGCAGUUUGUUUGGAAUUAAAUGUAAAAAGCGAACAGGUUAUGGCCAAACCGAGGAGUACACUUCAUCUGCUUCAAAUAACAAACUUGUGACCAUUUCUUCUUAAGAUCUUAAUGAAGUAUGACGGGUUUAUCACAACCCCAGCCUGCUACACCUGACUUGAUUUUGUU
Molecule: messenger RNA, 7444 nt
Organism: Nematolebias whitei (Rio pearlfish)
Lineage: Eukaryota; Metazoa; Chordata; Actinopteri; Cyprinodontiformes; Rivulidae
Product: polycystic kidney disease protein 1-like 2
Exons: 41
Coding region: 1-7380 (2459 amino acids)
Biological process (GO): detection of mechanical stimulus
Cellular component (GO): membrane
Molecular function (GO): calcium ion binding; protein binding; carbohydrate binding
Source: RefSeq, a predicted model, not a curated record